AUGCACUCGAUCAAAAUAUCCAGCACGCCGCCCGUUGUCAACGCCGACCAUGGCUCAAUCAAAGAGUCUAGCACGCCGCGGGAUAACACUCCGUCCUUUGCUAACGCCACCCAAGGCUCGGGGUCCGCCGGCGACAACAACGUCGGCAGCCCGCUUGCAGCGCCUGCGCUUGAGCAUAGAGCUCCAGCUAGAAGGACCAGAGUCAAGCCACCUCCGACCCGAACGGUGCGCAGGAGCCUCCGUAUCUUCCGAAUGACUCACAAUUUAGGCCACUUCACCGCCACGGAAGGCUAUACCGAGAAAUCUGGAGCUUCCCGCCGCGCGCACCACUAG
Puccinia triticina is the source of this 333-nucleotide messenger RNA. RefSeq lists its product as uncharacterized. The record is from RefSeq and is a predicted model, not a curated record. The coding region runs from base 1 to 333 and encodes 110 amino acids. The transcript has 2 exons. NCBI's taxonomy places the organism in Eukaryota, Fungi, Basidiomycota, Pucciniomycetes, Pucciniales, Pucciniaceae.